UAGCGCGUGUGUGAGAGAGAGAGAGAGAAAGAGAGAGAGAGGUGCGCAAUACUGCAGCAGUAUUCCUCUCAGUGAAGCCUUCUCAGGUCUGUCUGCCUUGCUAACUAGUGCUGCAGCGGAGGAGAGAGACAGAGAAGAGAAAGAGAGAGAGAGACGAGGCGCACACGCUCACUCCAGUGCUGCAGGACUGCAUGAGAGGAACUGAGAUAAUAUCCACACCACCAGCAUCCAUCACAGGAGAUAAAGAGCCAUCUCAGCCCGGCUGGUCACGGCACUAUGGCACAAGCCGCCAAACAUCUGCGCAAGAAUAAGGAUUUAGAGGCGCUCGCCGAACAGGAGCGGAAGGAGAAAGAGGAGGAGAAGGCGAAGAAAAGGAGCCGCUCGCGGGAUAAAAAGCGCAAGACUGAUGCUGGCACCAGUUUCCUCCGUGCAGCUCGCUCAGGUAACCUGGAGAAGGCUCUGGACCACAUCAAGAAUGGCAUCGACAUCAACACAGCCAAUCAGAAUGGACUCAACGGGCUGCACUUGGCCUCGAAGGAAGGCCAUGUUAAAAUGGUGCUGGAGCUACUGCACCACGGCAUUGUUCUAGAGACCACCACAAAGAAAGGAAACACUGCCCUUCACAUAGCUGCGUUAGCUGGACAGGAGCAGGUGGUCACCGAGCUGGUGAACUAUGGAGCCAAUGUCAACGCUCAAUCUCAGAAGGGCUUCACUCCUCUCUACAUGGCUGCACAAGAGAAUCACCUGGAGGUUGUGAAGUUUCUCCUGGAUAAUGGAGCCAAUCAGACCAUUCCAACCGAGGAUGGCUUUACCCCUCUUGCUGUGGCUCUUCAGCAGGGCCAUGAGAAUAUUGUGGCCCUGCUCAUCAACCACGGUACCAAGGGCAAGGUCCGCCUUCCUGCACUGCAUAUCGCUGCCCGAAACGAUGACACCAGAACUGCCGCUGUGCUUCUACAGAAUGACCCAAAUCCUGAUGUCUUGAGCAAGACAGGCUUCACGCCGCUCCAUAUCGCAGCCCACUACGAAAACCUGAAUGUUGCCCAGCUUCUUCUGAACAGAGGAGCUGAUGUGAACUUCACACCCAAGAAUGGGAUCACACCUCUUCAUAUUGCAUCCAGGAGAGGAAAUGUCAUCAUGGUCAGACUUCUGCUGGACCGAGGAGCUAAGAUUGACGCCAAGACAAAAGAUGAGUUGACUCCUCUUCACUGUGCUGCCAGAAAUGGUCAUGUGAGAAUAAUCGAGAUCCUUCUGGACCAAGGAGCUCCAAUACAUGCCAAGACCAAGAAUGGCCUGUCUCCAAUACACAUGGCAGCCCAGGGUGAUCAUCUGGACUGUAUCAGACAGCUGUUACAGUACAAUGCCGAGAUUGAUGACAUCACUCUAGACCACCUGACCCCACUGCAUGUGGCAGCACACUGUGGACAUCAUCGCAUGGCCAAGGUUCUCCUGGAUAAAGGAGCCAAGCCAAACACCCGUGCUCUGAAUGGCUUCACACCGCUCCACAUUGCCUGUAAGAAGAACCACGUGCGUGUAAUGGACCUGCUGUUAAAGCAUUCUGCAUCCCUGGAGGCUGUAACAGAGUCAGGAUUGACCCCGCUGCAUGUGUCCUCCUUCAUGGGUCAUCUGAAUAUAGUGAAGAUACUGAUGCAAAAAGGAGCUUCACCACAUGCCUCAAACGUGAAAGUGGAAACACCUCUGCACAUGGCGUCUCGAGCGGGUCACUGUGACGUUGCUGAGUUCCUGUUGCAAAACGCAGCCCCAGUGGACGCCAAAGCCAAGGAUGACCAGACGCCGCUACACUGUGCCGCCCGCAUGGGCCACAACGAGAUGGUGAAGCUGCUGUUGGAGCACAAGGCAAACCCCAACUCCACCACAACAGCAGGACACACUCCACUGCACAUCGCCUCCCGUGAGGGACACACACAGACUGCCAGCAUCCUACUGGACAUGAACGCCCAGCUCACCAAAAUGACCAAGAAAGGCUUCACUCCUCUUCAUGUAGCAGCCAAAUACGGGAAGGUGGAUCUAGCAGUGCUGCUUUUGGAGAGAGGAGCCAACCCAAAUGCUGCAGGCAAAGCUGGACUCACUCCGCUGCAUGUGGCCAUCCAUCAUAACAACCUGGACGUGGUCAAUCUCUUGCUCAGUAAAGGAGGCUCACCACACAGUACGGCUCGGAAUGGCUAUGCUCCGCUGCACAUUGCUUCCAAACAGAACCAGGUGGAGGCAGCGAGCAGCUUACUGCAGCACGGAGCUUCUGCCAAUGCUGAGUCAUUGCAAGGGGUCACACCGCUACACCUAGCCUCCCAGGAGGGCCAAGCAGACAUGGUGCUGCUGCUCAUCUCAAAACAAGCCAAUGUCAAUCUGGGCAACAAGAGUGGUCUGACUCCUCUUCACCUCGUGGCUCAGGAGGGGCAUGUUGGCAUUGCUGAUAUACUAGUGAAACACGGGGCGUCCGUCUACGCUGCCACACGGAUGGGUUACACUCCGCUCCAUGUAGCUUGUCAUUACGGCAAUGUCAAGAUGGUUAAAUUCCUCUUACAGCAACAGGCCAAUGUAGACUGCAAGACCAGGAUGGGGUAUACCCCGCUACAUCAGGCUGCUCAGCAGGGCCAUACGGACAUUGUGACACUUCUCCUGAAACACGGCGCCCAGCCGAAUGAAAUGACGACUAAUGGAACAUCAGCUCUGGCCAUCGCAAAGCGUCUUGGAUACAUCUCAGUCAUUGAUGUGCUCAAACUGGUCACCGAAGACACCGUUACAAUGACCACCACUGAAAAACAUCGCAUGAGUUUCCCGGAGACAGUUGAUGAGAUCCUGGAUGUGUCUGAAGAUGAAGGAAUUGCACAGCUAACAUUAGGCGAGGAGCUGCUGGGGAACGAUGGUGCCAGGUAUUUGAAGAUGGAGGACAUAAAGGACCAUGAUGAGGAUUUCCUUUCCCCCAAGAAUGUUCUAGAGAAUCAUUCCCCUGCUCUUCCAAGAAUCCCAUGUGUGUCUCCUGAAACAGUCAUGCUGAAAGAACACGAGAUGGAGCAGCAGCACACUCCUCUUCCUCUGCUCAAGGAUUACGAUGAGGAUUCGCUGAUCCCCAGCAGUCCGGCCACAGAGACGUCAGACAAUGUCAGUCCGGUGGCGAGCCCCAUCCACACCGGCUUCCUUGUGAGCUUCAUGGUGGAUGCUCGUGGCGGCUCGAUGAGAGGCAGCAGACACAACGGCCUGCGUGUCAUCAUUCCUCCUCGUACCUGUGCCGCUCCGACACGCAUCACCUGCCGCCUGGUGAAGCCGCAGAAACUUGCCACUCCACCUCCUCUGGUGGAGGGUGAGGGUCUUUCCAGCCGUAUCAUCUCUCUCGGUCCAGCAGGCAUGCAGUUCUUAGGGCCUGUGAUUGUGGAGAUUCCCCAUUUCGCGGCCCUCGGUCGGGGAGAUCGUGAGCUGGUGGUCUUGAGAAGUGAGAACGGAUCGGUCUGGAAGGAGCAUCGCAAUCGUUAUGGUGACGAGGUCCUGGAGACCAUCCUCAAUGGCAUGGAUGAAGAUCUUGAGAGUCAGGAGGAACUUGGGAAGAAGAGGAUCAGGCGCAUCAUCUCGACUGACUUCCCUCUCUACUUUGCGGUGGUGUCCCGCAUCCAGCAGGAGAACGAUCUGAUUGGCCCAGAAGGGGGUUUUCUCGCCAGUAAGCUGGUGCCCAUGGUCCAGGCCAGUUUUCCUGAGACUGCCGUCACCAAGCGAGUCCGUCUCGGACUGCAGGCCCAGCCAGUCCCUGAUGAGCUGGUGGGCAAACUUCUGGGGAACCAGGCCACUUUCGGCCCUGUGGUGACAGUAGAGCCUCGUCGGCGCAAGUUUCACCGUCCCAUCGGCCUGAGGAUCCCUCUGCCUCCCUCCUGGAGGGAGAGUCCACGGGACGCAGGCGAGGGCGACACCACCAGCCUCCGCCUGCUCUGCAGCGUCAUCGGUGGCACAGCUCCUGCCCAGUGGGAAGAUAUAACUGGUACCACCAAACUUCUGUAUGCCAAUGACUGUGCCAAUUUCACCACUAAUGUCUCUGCCCGUUUCUGGCUGGCAGACUGUCCUCGGACCGCAGAGGCCGUGACCUUUGCUAACCUCCUGUACCGCGAGCUGACAGCCGUGCCAUACAUGGCCAAAUUUGUAGUUUUUGCAAAGAUGAAUGAAGCCCGAGAGGGCCGACUCCGCUGUUACUGCAUGACUGAUGACAAAAUGGACAAAACCCUGGAGCAGCACGAGAACUUUACUGAAGUGGCUCGCAGCAGAGACAUAGAGGUCAUGGAGGGAAUGCCGCUGUAUUUGGAGUGUUCAGGAAACUUGGUUCCCAUUAGGAAGGCGGCCCAGCAGCCCCGCUGUUUUAACUUCCAAGCCUUCAAAGACAACAGACUGCCUGUGUCUGUCAAAGUGAGGGACAGCAGUAAAGAUCCCUCUGGCUUUUUGUCUUUCUUGCGCAAAUCAACCAAAUAUGAAGAUAAUCAGCAUGUGUUGUGCAACCUCAAUGUUACCAUGCCGCCAUGCAUUAAGAUUAUAGGAAGUGAUGAGCGAAGGAGAACUCUGACUCCUUUGGCUCUGAGGGAAAGAUACAGUGCUCUAAAUGAACCAGCCAUGGCAUCACUGAGCGCCAUGGAAAGGACGGAGUUAAAGAUGGCUUUAAUAGCUGAACAGCUAGGCCUGAGCUGGGCUGAGUUGGGACGUGAACUGCAGUUUAAUGUAGAUGAAAUAAAUAAGAUCCGUGUGGAGAAUCCCAACUCCCUUUUAGAGCAGAGCUCGACACUGCUCAACCUGUGGGCCGCUCGAGAGGGGAAGAGAGCCAAAAUGGACAGCCUGUACAUGGCCCUCAAGAGCAUUGACCGAAUGGACAUUGUGAACAUGUUGGAGGGCCAGGGACCACCCACAGGUCAGCAGGGGGGCUGGGAGCAAGAUACUUCCAGGUCUAGGCAUCAAGAGAGAGACCAUCUAUCUCCUGGCAUCACAAAUGGUUACGGGCUGGUGAUACAGGAAGAACUAGUUUCACCGGCCUCCAUGCAGUACAGUCUACCUUCGCCACUGGGCAAUGAUCCCUACUGGCAAGAAGUCUCAAGCAUGGAGUGUGCACCCAUCGCUACCACUGAAGAGGACACACUCAUGGAGAUGUCUGAGGUACAGGUUUGGCCCUCAGGCAAUAGUCCUUCCAUUGUGGCUGUAGAGGACUCUUCACUGGAGUGCAGCAAUGCUGAUGACUCUGAGGCGCUACUGAACAGGAGUCUGGGCCCCUCGAGGAGUGGGACUCCCGGUGCAAACGGACCAGUGGGACUUUCUGCUCAGGGAGGGUUAAGUGGUUCCAUCGAGUUACUUGAAGAUCAAUCCAUUGGGGCAGAUUCAGAUUCCAGUCCUGCUGGGAUGCUGUGUCUGAGUGAAGGGGUCAACAUCAAUGCUCUGGACAGAGGUCAGGGUUUGGAGAGGUCAGAAGGGGCUGUAGGUCAAGAAGUCAGCAACACUAAAGACAGUUCCAGUGCAGGUUUGGGAGAAGGAGGAGGUGACGGCACAAUCUUAGAAGAUAGCAUAUCUCUCAUUUCAGGGCAACAGCGAGUUUAUACUCGAAUGAGUGAUUCACCUGGGCUAAGAAGACGGGCAGAUCCUGGUGAUGACAGGUUAAGUGGUGGGUCCUUCCUGUCUUAUCUACAGGAUCAGGGGGCUCCUGGUUGGCACUCGGCCCCAGAAUCAACCCAGAAUAGAGUGGGGUCUCUACAAUGCUCCCUGCCUAGACAGGCAAUGGAGUCUAUGAUGUCAUCAGUACAAGCCACGGUGGACUGUGAUUCUAAGCAGUCUUGCCUAGCCCAGGAAGCCCUAAUUGAACCAGUGCGGGACAUGGGGCAUUCUGAGAUCAUCCAUGGGCAUUAUCAGGGAACUCAGCCUUUUGAGAAAGGACUAGGCUUCCCGCACAGAACAGCUAACAUUCGCGGUUGGCAGGACAUGCGUCUAAGAGGACAGGGUGAUGAGGCUGAAGAUCUUCCAGGAGAGCAAGUGAGCGAGGAGCAAUUUACAGAUGAGCAUGGCAACAUCGUCACCAAGAAGAUUGUGAGGAAGGUGGUCCGGAGAGGAAAAGGGGAGGAAGGGGGUCAGGAGCUCAUCAUAGAAGGGCUGCCGCAGGAUAUCAAUGAGCCAGAUGUUGAUGGAGAACAGUACAUGAGCUAUGCCGUCCUUGGCCGUGACAGCAAGCCGGAUGUUGUGGAUGUGAAGAGGGGUGGUGCUCAAAUAGUCAAAUGUGCGAGUCUGCGGAGAGUAAAGCAGUGAGUCUGACUCGCUCCUCCCUGCAGGACUUGACAUCUACACCCAAACCAUCCUUCACUGGCACAUGAUGGGCGUCAAAUAAAGAAGAAAACCAAACUAGAGCGCUGGUGAUAGGAUAUCAACUACGAAAAAGAGAUUUUAGGACUUUUUUAACAAGCAAAACAAACACUAGUGGCUAGAGGCAUGAUUUCUUAUAAAAAUGAAACCGCACCGUAAAAAAAAAAGCAAGCAUUUGAGAAGUUCUUCCUGUAAUCUCAAUAUCAGCAUGUGAAAGUGCUGUCGCAUGGCCUGCCUUUACAAAUAGCACUGACUGCAAGCAAUGAUGAGGUGAGAAAAUACUGUCGUAACGCAAGGGCUGUUAACUGCUGGGGGGAAGGACUCUGGCCAACUGGAUGUGGUUUGGGGCACGUGGGACACAAAAGCUAGAGUUUCCUGAUAUUUAGUCUUCCAGAACACAGUACUAGUCUGACCCUCUUGUACUGGUAUUAUACAUAAUAUGCACUCAAAUAUGAUGCGAAUGUACCCUCUGUGUGUGUGUGUGUGUGUUCUUUUACACAGCCAAAAAACAACAACAAAUGACAACGACCUAUGUGAUGCUGCUGCUGCUGUCGCAAUACUUGCUCCUGAAUUCUUGUUCAUUGUGUGUUGUAAAGGUAUAAUUGUGUAGCAAACGAGCUGUGAAGUCCUGUGUUGCCUGAGGUAGACUAGACUCAAGGGAUACAAUUUGUGCAGUUUAAAUGUUUUCAGUGGGAUACGCUAGAUAGGACAUACUCUCACAUCACUGCGGGGCUCUAUGUGUACACGUAUACUGUUUUUGUUCUGUAUACAUCACAAACCUCUGUGUCAUAUGAGCUUCCUCUUAAUAACUUCAUAUGCACAGAGGUUGAUAUUAACAUUUACAUUAUCCACCGUUUGCAUUUACUUUAUAGUGGUCAUUUUAUAUAUAUGACAUUUAAAAACGUCUAACCUUUCAGUGAAGUAAAUUGUAUGGAGAUGUAGAUAAAGGCUUUCAGUAGAUUAAAAUAAUAAUUCAUAAUUGAUCUUGUGGUUUGUUGUGUAGGUAAUAAUUCAACAUUUUCCGUAUUAAAAAAAUAUGGUGCAAAGUUUAAAAUUUGGAAACAGAUUACAAUAAGGUACACAAUUUGCUGGCAUUAGUUAACAUGAACUAACAAGGAAACUAAACUACUUCUAAAGCAUUAUAAAUCUUAAAUUUGUUAAUUUUUAAAUAAUUACUCUUAUAGAAUAUGAAAUCUCUUUUAUCCCAUAUCCAUAUAUAACUUAAGCCCAAAGUGUACUUUAAUGCUUAAAUAUCACCAUCAGCAGAGUGCAUGCAUGCUGUACACACAGACUAUACUGAAGUAUAUGUUGGGCUUGAAAAUAUAAAAGCUUAAUUAGUGACCUUGGUUUGCCAGUUAUUUGCAAAACAUUUAAUACUAGUAUUAGUACUACUACUAUUACAAAUAUAACUUCAUUGAAAGGUUAGAUUUUCUUUCUCACCUUUUCCGCAUAAUAGACAUUUCUUAACAGUAGUUUGUUCAAUGUUUUUCUGUUCAUCUUUACAGAUGAUGCUAAUUCUCAUGGUGUGCGCUUCUUUUUAGGGAUUUAUUUUUCUUCUUAUUUUUAAAACCAGACAUUUUCAUUGAUCAGAACAGAUGUUUAAUAAUGUUUUAGGCACUCAACACAUGCUUGAUAAAAAGGUGUGAACACUGCAGACACCUCUGCUUCUCUUACGCUUGAUGAAGACACGUAGCCACUGAGCACUGUGAUCAGACUGUUCACUGUCCCACAGCAGAACAGACCUGACUUCAUACACACACACUAAUUAUAAUGUGGAUUAUCUGAACCUGCACUGACAUUAUUCUUUUCCUCUCGUAUCUUUCUUCAGGAGUUUUGUAGCUACACCAGACAGUCCAGUUGUAGAGCUGCUGUUUCCAUGCACAGCUCAACACAAUAUCAUAUUAUGCAAAUAGUGAUCACUGCAGAACUGGUUGGCCAUCAUCCCUGACUGCAUGGCCUCCAUGCAAACAAUCUCUUUUCAACAAUCUCACUUAUUCGUGUAGCAUCUGAACACAACACACAGCAUUCAACCUGAAAUCAUUCUGUCAAUUUAAAGGGUGAAACAAAACCAUUUCAAAAACCUCAAAUCAACAUCUCUGAUGUAUGGAAAUUAAAUUCAGUUUCUGAUGUCAUAAGAGCAUGAUACCAAAUAUAGGCCAUUUAUUGUAGCACAGUAUGUCAUCCCUUAGCAUUGUUUUUUUAAAGCUUCAUUGUCUUUUAUUCUUUGUACACCACAUUCAAGUCACAUGAACACACAAAAUCUAAAUUUUUAAGCAUAAUUUUUAAUAU
Messenger RNA from Carassius auratus (goldfish), 8613 nucleotides. RefSeq names its product ankyrin-1-like. Gene Ontology annotation, biological process: signal transduction. The record is from RefSeq and is a predicted model, not a curated record. Gene Ontology annotation, molecular function: protein binding. Bases 277 to 6270 code for a protein of 1997 amino acids. NCBI's taxonomy places the organism in Eukaryota, Metazoa, Chordata, Actinopteri, Cypriniformes, Cyprinidae. The transcript has 44 exons.